AUGAAAUUUUUAGAUCCAGAUCCGAAUUAUUUUGGAGAGCGUCUACCUAAUGGAUCAUAUAACGGCGCGAUUGGUUCGAUAUUGGAUCACUCUGUAGACAUCUGUUUCACCGGCUUCUUUAUAAAGGAUUACCUGACACGUGAUAUCGAAUUUUCUGUGGCCAUGUAUGGUGAUCAAUUGUGUAUAUAUACACGUAAAGCGGAACGUGUACCCGACUACUUACUACCGCUAUUUGCAAUACAACUAAAUGUGUGGAUAAGUUUUAUUGGUAUUGGAUUUUUGGCAUCGAUUGUUUGGAUCUCACUACGAAUUGCAACAAUUUAUUUAAACAUAUACAAAUUGCAAGUUUUAAAAAGGGAUUUACAACGUCCCCUCAUUUGGCAAUAUUUGGCGAUUUUAAAAGAUUCCUGGGUCGUUUGGGUACGUCAAUGUGUAAAUUAUUAUCCCGCAUUUGAAUCGGAAAAAGUUUGGCUAAUAUCAUUGUGUUCGGUUAGCAUGGUAUUUGGUGCGAUAAUUGAAUCAAGUUUGGCUUCCAGUCACAUUGAACCGCUGUACUAUCAGGAUAUACAAACGCUAGCGGGACUUGAUAAAUCCGGGUUGGAAAUACUCUAUCGUCAUCCCUCCAUGAAAGACGAUUUAUUUGUGAGUGAUGAAGAAUCAUCACAACUGUAUGCUAGUCUGAAUAAUAAAACCCGCUAUAUGCCGAAUCGUCAAUAUAACAUAUUGGAAGAAAUUGCCAAAUAUGGACGGUCGGCAGGUGUCAACCGUUAUAACAAUUUAAUGUUGGAGUCAUUGGAUCUGCUGGUAAAGAAACGUAUAUGGAUAAUACCCGAAUUUCCUAAAAAUUAUGGUAUCGCUUAUGUUUGGUUGCGAGAUGCCCCAUGGGAUAAUGUUGUCAACGCAUGGCUAUUGAAAUUUCAACAAUCGGGUAUUAUAUCGAAAUUUGAACGUGAUAUGAAAAUUGAAUCGGAAUUAGAUGUAAUGAGAAAACAUUUAUAUGACUCGGUUAUGGGAUUUCGAAUUUUAACAAUACGCGAUUUUCAAUUGGCUUUUUAUGUCUUAAUUAUUGGUAAUAUUUUUGCUUUCGUGUUGUGUUUUAUGGAACGUUUGAUAUUUGUGCUGAAAUGUAAAUCGAGAAAUUCUACGAAAAUAAAUCGAGAUUUACAAUAUUUGAAUUAA
Musca vetustissima is the source of this 1179-nucleotide messenger RNA. RefSeq lists its product as uncharacterized. Lineage: Eukaryota; Metazoa; Arthropoda; Insecta; Diptera; Muscidae. Bases 1 to 1179 code for a protein of 392 amino acids. The record is from RefSeq and is a predicted model, not a curated record. The transcript has 2 exons.